Neurospora hispaniola is the source of this 714-nucleotide messenger RNA. RefSeq lists its product as uncharacterized. The record is from RefSeq and is a predicted model, not a curated record. Lineage: Eukaryota; Fungi; Ascomycota; Sordariomycetes; Sordariales; Sordariaceae. The transcript has 2 exons. The coding region runs from base 1 to 714 and encodes 237 amino acids.
AUGUGUUAUACCUAUCGCACCCUCGAGCCAAUGGACUCCAACAUCCAUUUGUCGACGUUCUCUCCUACUUUGGAGAAGUGUACCACCAGACCUGAGGUCCAGGUUCCGUCGGUCUACUGUCUUCGGCCCACUUCGUCCGAGACCACAGACAUUAUUGGAGACUCAGACGACGAUUCCUACCACGAGUAUUUCGAUGCUCUGAGCGACGAUGAGUAUGACUCGCCCAUCAAUAUAAUGGAAGAUGUUGAAGACCUUCCUCCCAUUGGAGACGAUUGGUCACAGGACGCUUGGCCCCAAGAUGACUGGGCCCAGAACGACAUCGACACCCCCACCGAGGAAGACGCUUCCCAGACCGACACGAUCGACACAUCAGAACAUAACGAUCAUCCAUUCGCUGGCUGGCACUCACAACGCCUGGUUAACAGCGACUGGGUCAACCACAGCUUCAUCGACAAGACCGACCACAUCGACACCUGGGCGCGUCGAUCGGCAUCCUCCUCUCUGGCCCGGUGCAACUGGGUGGCCUUUCCCGAGGACGGUUGGCCAAAGCCCGAGAACGAUUCUGUUUGGGGUGCCCCGGAGGCGCCGGAGCUGAGGCUUGUCACGCCGGAGGGCGAUGUUUGGUGGUUGGAUGACCCCGUCGACUACGAGGCCUUGCCGUGGGAGAGAGAGGUUGCGGAGGAGCGAAACAGGAUGCUGAGUGCCAUUUGGUAA